GCUCGAAAUGAAGUGGGCAAUCGUUUUGAUAGUUGCCCAGGUGGUGCAUCACAUUGCGGGCGAGCAAGCCUAUGUGGUCAGCAAUGAGCAGUUGGAGCCCUUCGAGGGCGACUCGGAGACGCUUGUCAUUUUCGACAAUCUGAAGACAAUCGGACGGGAACGUGCGAUCAACGGUUCCUUCUCAUUUCUGGGCGACAUGGACAACGACGACUUCAAGGUCUCUGUGGAGCUCUACUCCAGUCCCAACAACGAUGGCGACUUCAAGCGCAUGGUCUUCGAUGUGCCGCAGACCAGCAUCUGCGAGUGCUUCAAGAAGUUCUAUGUGCAGUUCGUGCAGCCGUCGGUCAGCGACGGUGAGACCACGAAUUUUCCACUCGUCGGCGAGGACACCUGCCCCAUACCCAAGGGCGAGUACUAUAUCAAAAGCGUGCUGUUCAAUACGCAGGAUUGGCCCGAGCAAGUGCCACGCGGCAUGGUCAAGGCCAUCAUAACGUUCUUUACCGGUGGCAAGAAUGUGGGUGGAUUUAUAAUGGUGGUGAAGAUCGAGGAUCGUCAGAAUUAGGAGCUGGCAAUCUACAUCCAUUUAUCUAAUAUUUUAUUUUAACUAGCAAUAAAGGUCUUUGAA
Molecule: messenger RNA, 625 nt
Organism: Drosophila arizonae
Lineage: Eukaryota; Metazoa; Arthropoda; Insecta; Diptera; Drosophilidae
Gene: CheA75a
Product: Chemosensory protein A 75a
Source: RefSeq, a predicted model, not a curated record